AUUAACCGGCCAACAUUUUAUCCUAUUUAAGAUGACGGUACUAUCUCCUUUUGCACCAGAAAAAAGAGAAACCAUAAUGUUGAUCUCAUGGUCCCCCUCUCUGUUUUUCCUCCUCUUCCUUCUAAUCCUUUCCAUGCUUCUUCUCAAGAACAAGAAGAAAAGAGGAAGGAUGGGUUUCAAGCUCCCUCCAAGCCCUCCAAAACUCCCCAUCAUAGGUAACUUGCAUCAAAUGGGGAAUUUGCCUCACCAAUCACUUCAAAAUCUGUCCAAAAAACAUGGUCCAAUCCUUUUACUACGAUUAGGUAGCAUAGAGACUCUGGUAGUUUCUUCAGCUGAGGCAGCAAAAGAUGUCCUCAAAACUCAUGACCUCGAUUGCUGCAGCCGGUCGCCUUCUCCUGGACCAAAGAGGCUCUCUUACAACUACCUAGACGUAAUAUUUUCGCCUUACGGGGACUAUUGGAAGGAGAUGAAGGCACUUUUCAUUUCCGAGCUUGUUAGCAUGAAGAGAGUAAAAUCCUUUGCUUAUGCAAGAGAGGCUGAGGUUGAUAAAUUGAUCAACACCCUAUCACAAAAUUCCCACACGCCGGUCAAUCUCAACGAGAAGCUAUAUGGCCUAGUAGAUGGUAUUAUCGGCACUGUGGCCUUUGGUAAGAUAUACGGAACAAAUCAAUUCAAGAGUGAAGAAUUUUAUAAUGUUCUUAAUGAGGCAAUGGAAAUGCUGGCUAGCUUUGCUGCGGAGGACUUUUUCCCAUCAGUGGGAAGGCUUGUGGAUGUUUUGACAGGACUCAAAGCUAGGCGCGAGAAGAGCUUCCGAGGGCUUGACGCUUUCUUCGAAUCAGUGGUUGAGCAGCAUCUUGAUCCUACCAGGCCUAAACCCGAACACGAAAAUCUUGUUGAUGUCCUAAUUAAAUUGCUGAAGAAGCAAAGUGCCAGUUUCAGUUUCACAAAAGACCAUGUUAAGGGAAUACUUCUGGAUACAUUUCUUGGUGGGAUAAAUACUAGUUCAGUUACCAUAUUAUGGGCAAUGUCAGAGCUGAUCAAGAAUCCAAGAGCCAUGAAGAAGGUACAAAUUGAAAUUAGGAGUUCUGUUGGAAAGAAAGGAAAGGUGGAGGCAGAGGAUGUUGCAAAACUAAAAUACCUAAAAAUGGUGGUUAAAGAAACCUUCAGGCUGCAUCCUCCAGCUCCUCUGUUAGUCCCACAUGAGGCAGUGCAGCAAUGUAGAAUUGGAGGUUUUGAUGUGUUUCCCAAAACAAGAAUCUUUGUUAAUGUAUGGGCUAUUGGGAGAGAUCCAAAUUCAUGGGAAAACCCAAAUGAGUUUUACCCCGAAAGAUUCGAGGGCAAUGAUAUUGACUUCAAAGGAUCCAAUUAUGAGUUGCUGCCUUUUGGAGCUGGUCGAAGAAUUUGCCCUGGUUUGGCCAUGGGAACCACAAAUGUGGAGUAUGCACUUGCUAACCUAUUGUAUUGGUUUGACUGGGAAUUGCCUCGUGGGAUGAGGAGGGAAGAUAUUAGCAUGGAGGAAGAAGGUGGGCUCGUUUGUCAAAGGAAGACUCCCCUUUGUCUUGUACCAGUUAGUCACUGUUUGCAAGAUUAGAAGUCUAAGAUUCCAAGAGAUCGAUUAAUUAUGUUUUUCUAUUUACUUAGCAUAUUGUUUCUUUUAUUUGUAAGCACUAUUUUCUACGGAGAGUGAAGGUUGAAUAAAGAGAGAUGCUUGUUUGUGAUCCUGUACAAUAUCAAAUUUAAGUU
This is a messenger RNA of Rubroshorea leprosula, 1743 nucleotides long. The record is from the annotation of a GenBank genome assembly. NCBI's taxonomy places the organism in Eukaryota, Viridiplantae, Streptophyta, Magnoliopsida, Malvales, Dipterocarpaceae.